Molecule: messenger RNA, 1731 nt
Organism: Alternaria hordeiaustralica
Lineage: Eukaryota; Fungi; Ascomycota; Dothideomycetes; Pleosporales; Pleosporaceae
Exons: 5
Coding region: 1-1731 (576 amino acids)
Source: RefSeq, a predicted model, not a curated record
AUGAAGGCUUCCCUCGGUCUGUUGGCCGGCCUGACGGCAUGCAUUCUCGCGGAAAAUUGCGAUCCCAUCGCAUACGAGCAGUCCAAUCCAUACGGCUUAGCAGAGACAAAGGACCCCAAAGUCGUGGAGAAGCUGGACGAAUACCUAUCGGACACUAGAUGCCACAUGAGAUCCGACGGGAUUGAGGAUGAUGUGAAGGAGCAGUGCAAGAACGUAUGCAUCCCAGGUGACAGCACAGCAGAGGGCCAGAUUGUUGUGUCUUCUCAAAGUUGCAUCUUUGGUGACAACCCCUGGUACCCGUUAGGUGGAUUGCAUCCCCUCCUGUGCGGUGAAGACAAAACGUACAACGGCGAAUUCUUUAUUGAAGGACUGAUCGAAGCUGGCAAGAUCCUCGAGAAGGUUCUGUGUCCCGCGUUGAAAGCCCUCGAUGUAGUAAUGGCCAUUGGGAUGGCAGCACUUCCCCCACCAGGACGAGCCAUCACAGGUGGCAUGGUGGCCGCUAUCCGAUCAGCAAAGGCGUACAAGUACGCCCAUGAAGCGCAAGACGCUGCGCAAGAAUGGGCCGACUUCUUCCUCAGUGGUGCGGACUUUGCGGGACAGGCAGGCUGCGACUCACCGGUACCAAGCAGGGAAGAAUUGAUCAAGAAGGUCUUUACUCCUCUGGUCGAUGCCCCGGACGAGCUUGUCCCGGAUGACAGUGCAAAUGUCCUCUAUGAGACUGAGCACGUCCUGGAAUGGCAAACGGUUGUCGAGUUCUUCAAUACCGUGGACAAAGAAAUCGAAACCAAAUACCAUCAUCCUAAUCCCACGACAAACGAGAUGGUCGGUUUCUGCAAGUACUGGAGUGAGCACUGGACUUACAAACUCAAUCUUAUUGACGGUCCAUCUGCCGAUCCAGCUGUGUCCCCCGAUGCAGACGCUGCCCCUGACCCAACCGAUAUCACCGACCUAAGUACCGGACAACUUGUUCCUGUUCAUUGGCUAGCGAUUGUGUAUCCAUACCGAGAAGGUGGCGAGGAGAAAUGGUUAGAGGAAAUGCCACUGCUGGAAAAGCGUAUCAAUGGCAAUUAUAAGGCUCGGGAUAAGACCAACAGCGGCGAGUACGAGGAUAUUGUUGCCAAAGACAGAAUGCAAGCGCUCAUCGAGGGGCGUACCACAGAAAGAAAUUACCGCUCACUGAGUCCAAGAGACCAAUCUCGCCUGGCUAUCCAGAGGUUGCGACCGAUGACUGGCACUUUCAAAUAUAUGCAAGAAGACACGAUCGCGAAGACAUUCGCAAAUCAGAAAAAUAGGAUCGGAGCGAUGAUAGGUCACAUUGACCGAGAGCUACACAGAACGCCGCGACAAUAUGUUCCAACGCGGUUUAACAAUUUGAAGGAGCCUGUUGACGCGCUUCCGUGGCAGGAGCAAGGGUUGGAAGAUAAAUGGGAUGCGUACAUGGACAAUGUUGUUGCGGUGGCAAAGAAGAGAGCUGCGGAUUUCAUGGAACUUCAUCUCGACAGUCUCAAAGCUGAAUGGGAGUCUUCCAAGAAAACCGAGGUGUCCAAGGACUUCGUUGGCAAUGCUCAUGCGAAAGAAAACAGGAAAAAAGAGCUGGAACAGGAACAGAAGGACAUGCUGGCUCUCAUUAAGAAGGCUGGAAAUGAAUGGGACAAGGUCAAAGACUGGAAGAAGCCGACAAACUGGAAAGCAAAGGAUGAACAGGACCCAGGAGAGGAAGAGGCUGACUAG